Molecule: messenger RNA, 1703 nt
Organism: Coregonus sp. 'balchen'
Lineage: Eukaryota; Metazoa; Chordata; Actinopteri; Salmoniformes; Salmonidae
Source: the annotation of a GenBank genome assembly
AUGAGCGAAGAGUUGCUACGUCAGCUAACGGCCUGCGCCAUCGCCCAACAGGAGACCCUAGACCUCCUCAGGUCUGAACUAGCAGACCGCCCUUCUCCCAGGGAUCGUAGGAGGCCCAACAACAGCGCGCUGAUUCCACGUCUGUCGGAGGACGACGAUGUGGAGGCCUAUCUUCUGGCCUUCAAAAGAACGCUGCAGAGAGAGAGAUUGCUUCAGGAUGACUGGUAGGGCCUUCUGGCUCCCCUGCUCACAGGCAAAGCACAGGCGGCGUACUACGACAUUGAAGAAGGGGGUGCCGUGGAUUAUGAACGUCUAAAGCUGGAGAUUCAGUCCCUCUAUCAGCUGAACCCCAGAGACCGGGCCCAAAGGUUUCAUGCCUGGAAGUACGCCGAAGAGGAGUCUCCGAGGGGCCAGCUCUACCAACUUAUCCGUUUGGUAAGUGGGUGGCUAUGCCCCUCAAAAACCACGGCCAAAAUGUAGACAAGUGUUUGAGGGAAUUACCCGUCACCAUGCAUAAAAUAGUCGGACAGGAUAAUCCAGUUACAGUUGACCACCUAGUCCAGGGCAUCGAGUUAUACUUGUCUACUAAAAGCCUUGCUGCCGUUAGCAGGGGCGAGAAGACCAGUGGUACGUCCCAUGUAUAGCCAGAGGGUCGACAAGGCCAGCACCCAGCCCCGUAGAGGGCGGCAGGUAGCUUAGUGGGUAAGAGUUGUUCUAAUCCCCGAGCCGACUUGGUGAAAAAUGUGUUGAUGUGCCCUUAAGCAAGGCACUUAACCCUAAUUGCUCCUGUAAGUCGCUCUGGAUAAGAGUGUCUGCUAAAUGACAAAAAAUGUAAAAAGACUAAAAAUGUAAAAAUACUUUUAGUAAGGCCACACCUCAGGGCCCUAUACAGUGUUUCAAGUGCAACACGUAUGGUCAUAUGGCUAGACACUGCCCCAGUGUAGAAGUCCUUAUGCCCACUGAAUCCUCAGCCACUCCCCCCGUGACCGGACGGAAUGUCCCGCGCCACAGGUAUGUUGGCAUGCGGAGCUGGCCCCGGCUUGGCGUGUGCCGGUGCGCGUAAGAGGAACGGACUGGGAGGCCUUCCCAGAUUCGGGAUCCUGUCCAACGUGCCCCGUCUCGAGACGGAAACAGCGGUAGCCUGCAUCCACGGGGACACCAAACGCUACCCCUCAGCCCAAGUCAGCUUCCAUACCCCUGCCGGGAAGACCACCCUGAUCGUCGGGGUUGUUCCCCAAAUGAAGGUACCAGUGCUUCUGGGGAGGGACUGCCCCCUGUUCGAGCUUCUGUGGAGGAGGGCGGGGGAGUAGCCCCGAUUGAGCAUGGAGACCGAACAACCCUAAUCGCCAAGCACUGGUGCACUCAGAGCCCACCCGGAGACGCACUCGACGGUGCACACCGCAUGGGAAGGGACGGGAUGUAGUUAAGGAGGCGUGACAGGGCAACCGAAAUUCCUCAUCAGGCCAGGGGGAGAAGGAGACUCCCCCGAUGACAGACUGAGGCACUUGUUCCAGGAGACCAUGGAGGAGGACAGAUCUAACCAGAACCCCGUCCUGAGUCCAGUCGAUGAGCUCCAGAGGGAGCAGUUACGGCAGGUGUUUCAGGAGUCAUCGAGAGAGAGCACCUGGAGGGAGUAUGGCACGGAGUCAUCCGACCCCGACCAGGAGCACCCCCUCCCUCACCCCAACACGCACAACUUCUCC